This is a messenger RNA of Pomacea canaliculata, 8135 nucleotides long. RefSeq lists its product as uncharacterized. Gene Ontology annotation, molecular function: ubiquitin-protein transferase activity; metal ion binding. Bases 41 to 7108 code for a protein of 2355 amino acids. The transcript is spliced from 18 exons. NCBI's taxonomy places the organism in Eukaryota, Metazoa, Mollusca, Gastropoda, Architaenioglossa, Ampullariidae. Gene Ontology annotation, biological process: positive regulation of transcription by RNA polymerase II; negative regulation of fatty acid biosynthetic process; double-strand break repair via homologous recombination. Gene Ontology annotation, cellular component: plasma membrane; BRCA1-A complex; BRCA1-BARD1 complex. The record is from RefSeq and is a predicted model, not a curated record.
GCGGGAAAGACAACUUGAGCGCACUCGACAACAAACCGCUAUGGCGAAUCCCAAAAUUCAAGAAAUUUUGGGGCUGAUGCAAAAGAACUUAGAAUGUUCUAUUUGCUUGGAACUGUUGAGAAAUCCUGUCGUCACCAGCUGCCACCACCAUUUUUGCAAAUUUUGCAUUACAGAAUUCUUAAUGACAAAAAGAUGUGUUCCAUGUCCUCUGUGUAAACAGCCUGUGUCAAAAAGGAGUCUGCAGGACAAGGCAGAGCUAAAUAACAUUGUAACAAGCAUCCGCAGUCUUAUUUCUGCCUUUCAAGAAGAUGCUGGGUGUACAUUCUCCCCACCGAAAGGGCCUCAGAGUUUCUUUCCUUGCACACCAGAGAUCAUUACUAAAAAGUCAAGACUUAGAAAGACCAAAGUCAAGGAAAGCAGAUCUGAGAGACAUUCAGACCAACCUCAAAAAGAAGACAUUUGCAGUUUACUAGACGAUGACAAAGACACUACUGUAAGGUUAUCGCCGGCUGCAUUGAAAGACAAACAAGGUCUGGUUGAUAUCUCUUCUACUGCAACUGGCACAAAUGGCUGUCCCACUUGGUCAGAAUGUAGAACACAGCGUUCAGAAGAAACCAGCAAUUCUAAUACUGAUAAAAUUGUGCAGUAUUUGAAUGAAGGAUCUUUUGGUUUGACAAGCAAUGUACAAAAUGUUGAUGAAAACAUAUCUGGUAGGCUUAACUUGUGUCAGCUCCGCCAGACAGGAGUAGGAAAAACCAAGUCAAUUGACAGCAAAGAGCAAUCAUCUGAUGCUGUUGAGACAAGGAGUCUGACUGAUGUUUCCAAGGCUUCAGCAAUGAGGUGUGUGAUGGUUCAUGAUAUCCUGGAGAAAGAAAAUAUUGGUUCAGUCACCACAGGAAGUAAACGAAAGAAAAGGGGAAAAGACCACACUGCAAAGGCUGGUCUUCUUGGUUACCCAAACUCUGCACAGGUAGAGAAAUCUUCACAAAAUUCAAGUGACCAGAGUGUGUCGUCCACUCAGCAAUUCCUUCAGCCAAGACCACCAGUGACAAGAACAUACAGCAGGCGUUUGAGCAGAGUGUCCUCUAACUGUAAGGUCAAAAACUGGAUUGCUUCUCUUCCACCUAAUCCUGAUGAAAGUGUGAAAGAGAAUGAGAAUGUGGUUACAGGACUUGUAAAUGAUACAUUAGCCCAAAAUAAUAUUAAAGAAGCAAAUGAUGAGCAUGAUUCAUGUGCAGAAAUGCAAAUUAAAGGUCGUAGAAGGACAAGAAAUUCAUUAAAAAAGGAUCUUGCUGAUAGCUGUAUUACAAAGGAAGUAUAUCGGAAUGUGCAAAAAUGCUCACCUGUUGAUAAUAAGGAUAAAGAGAGUUUUGGAUUUAUGUGUGAAGACUCUGUCCAACCUAAACAUGAAGAUGUCUCCAAGAUUCCUUUGCCUUGUGAAUUUGAGAAAUAUGGUGAUGGGGAAAGCUCUAUAAUUGACCAAGUACCAGUAAAUGCCAAAGAGCCAGAUGCCUUGCCAGAGAACUCUGUUGACAAACCAGAACCAGUCCUAGUGAGUCCACCAAGAUCUCGGAGGAUUUUUAAGAAAAAAGAAUCCUUUGCUCAGCUAACACUCCCUGCUUCAGAUGACCCAUACCUGUUUGAAGUUAGCAAUACUCCUUUGCUCAAAAAAAAGGGACGUUCACGAUCCAAAGAAAAUAAGUCCAAGACAAAACCAGCAGCUAAUCUGAAUAGAUCUGAAAAGUACAUUAAUCUUUCCACUGCUCCUUUUGGUAACACGCAAUCAGCAGAAAACAAAAAUGCUCAGAUGCAAGAGAAGUUACUGGAUUUCAAGGUUGGUGGACAUGUUCAUGACUUUCCUUUACAAAGCUUGUCUAGAAGCAUUGUAGCACAAGAAGUUUCUGAAAGCCCUACUUCAGUGCCAGACUUUAGUUUGCCGCCAACAGAAGGUGGAUCAAAUAAAGCCAUGGGAGACACAUCCGGGGAAAAAAAGAAAAAAGUAGCAGAGAAAAAGGAGAAAAUGCAAUAUGGUGGAGAAGACAGAAGUCAGAUAAAAGAACAGAUUGAGAAACUUGCUUCUCAGAUUGAUCGAGCUGAGGAUCAUACUUUGCUGUUUAGCACUCAAGAGGCAUGUGCUAGCAUGGAGAGCACAGAGCACAAUGUUGAUGAUGGUGACAUUGAAAAUGAUGUCGAGGGAGACCAUCUUGCUGUUGUUGAACCUCUUUGUGAAGUGAAAACAAGUUUUUCUGAGCACAGUGAAGACCAGCAAAGAGAUAAUAAUGCUCUGAGAGAGCCUGACUUGAGUUUUGACACUCAAAAAAGCAAUGCAUCAGAUUCAAAGAGGAAAGACACAGCAAAAAGAUCUGGAAAGACAGAGAAAGAGGCUUUAUCCAGCGUAACAGAUACUGACAGCAGAGAUUCCUCUGUAAACACAGCAAUAUGUGACACCGGUGGCAUGGCUCUUGCAACACAGCAGUCAUAUGAAAAUUCUCUGUGCAGUAUUGUUUUCCCAUCUCCUGUAGCUGCCAUGUUGCUGCCCAAAUUCAGCUCACCAAGACUGCACACGGCUAGACAGAAUAGGGGCCUGACAUCAACUGUUUCUCCAAAAACAUCAAGACUUAGGGGUCCUGCAGUUGGUAGAAGAAAUGGAGGAAGCCCCCAAGAAGAGAAAGUGGAAUUUGACAGCUUACUUACAGAGAAGGGUAAAGCUCAAUCUUGUUCAUUAAAUCCUUGCACACCCUUGACAGCAACAAGGCAUUCUCAAGCCAGACUUUCUGCGGAAGAAGCAGGCCAUGUUCCUGUUAAAAAUAAAGAUGGUACAGUCUGUUUCGAACAGGAAACCAGUGUCUUGAAUAACCAGAAGGAUGGCAUGGAGGCUGAGCAUCUAGAAUGUCCAGAAAUGCACAGAUCACAUGAUGAGAGAGCAGAUUUGCUACCAGAUGCUCAAAAACUAUUGGUCUCAGAGUUAAACUCAUUGGAAGACAGCUCAGCUCCAUGUUCUUCUGUAUGUGUUACUGAUUCAUUAUCUGUAACUGAUAGACAAGAAUUAGUUGAUGUGAACCAGGGCACUGAUAAAAACAUGGAAGAAGAGAAAGUGGACCAGCGUUCAAAAGAUUGCCAUGCCCUUGAUGACAAGAGGCAAACUAGCAUUAAUCCUGUGGCAAUAGGUAUUGAGUAUGUAAACACAAAGGAGACAGAAAUGACAGAAGACUCCAUUGUUACUUGUAUUGCAGAAUCUUUCGAAAUUGAAGAGCAUAAAGCUGCUGAUAGUGCUAAUAAGAUUUCAGAGGUCCAUGUAGCAGUUUUUGAGAAAAGCCAAAAUUCUGAACAUCUUCAAAAUUUCAACACAGAUCUCCAGGACCGGAAAAACAAAGGUGGUGGUUUGGAAAUGGUGUCUGUGAUUUCACAGUCACCAUUGCAAGAAACCUUAAGUUCUUUUUCAUCAGAAAAUACAGACCCGAGUCAAUCCAUUCUCCAGCCUCCUCAAGCAUUGGGAACAAAGCCUGGUGGUAUGUCAGCUUGCAGAGUAAAAGAAAAUGCAGCAAACAGGCAAGUGAGUGAUAAUGCUACAACUAUCAGCCUAAAUAAUAACACAGCAAACAAACAGCUCAGCCAUCUUUGUGCUGACAGGCAGAAGAGCUGUGAUGACAAAGAUCCGACUGUUCUAAAGUAUAAACUGCAUGGCAGUGAUCCAGAAACAACAGAAAGAAAGAAAAUGAGGUCUGGACAUUGUGGUAAAGAUGGGUCUCCUCAUUCUUUGUUGGAAACAAGACCUUUGAAAGAAACUUCUAACUCUCUGUCCACAGCACUGCAAGCAUCAGAUAUUGAUGAAAUGUCCUUGGUAUUACCUGCAUACAACAGGAAGAGGAAACUUUCAGAAGCAGAUAACUUAGAUCAAACUUUAGCAGAAAGGAUAGACGCACCUUUGAAGCAAAGGUUAGCGAGAAAGGUUUUGGAGUCUCCACUGACUUCCCAAUCAGGGAAAAGUGUUCAUAGUGCUCCAUCACUAGUCACCAAGAUUUCAUCCGAUAGUGAUGAAGACACUUCAUUAAUAAUAAGGCGACCUAAGAGGAAGUGUUUUUCGUUAGAGGGCAGUCCUCUUACUUCAAAGACGCCAUUGGCAACAAGGCGAUAUAAAUCUCGACAUGCAAGAAGAGCUUUGUCAAAGUCAUUUUGUCUGGACUCUGAGCAUGAUGAAAUUAACAUGGGAAAACCUGGAGUGAAAGAAAGAAACUCAGUUGUUCAAACUGAUUAUGAAAACAAAAUUGUCACGGAUUCAGAUCUCGAAGCAUGUGCUGCUGAUAGUGAUAUGAAAAUGGGAGAGGCAAAUGUAGCUGAUUGCUCAGAAAAGUGUGUAAAUGUGUGUUCAGCUUCAUCAAACUUGACAGUGGAGUUUAUCAUUGGCAAGGCUGUUGAAUCCACCUCAGUAUUGUCUGGAGAGUGCAAAGAUGUUCUUGCUAAUUCUGACAAGACACCCAUCCUAAUUGGUGAAGAAAGCAUUACGACCAAAACUACUGAAAAGAAAGACAACAAUGGGGCAGAGAAGGAAGACCAUUCACUUAGUUGUACAAAUGACAAACCAAAAUGCAGAAGACGAACUAAAAGAGGUCUUGCUACGGUGGAAAAUGCUGAUAUUACAAUGUCGCUUGUUCGUGGAUUUAAAAGCCCUGUGGCUAAUCAAUGUGGGACAAACAGUGAUUGUGUUGCAUAUAGAUCACCAGGCAACAUUGCAUCCUUUAAACCAAACAUUCUAGAGCAGGAAAUCUCUUUUUCUGUUGAGAAGGUUGCAGAACCAACUGCUGCCUCCAAAAAGUACAACAGUUUGAACAAUCUUUCAUAUAUUGAUAAUCUUCAGGUGGAAGAUAAUGAGGAAAGUUUGUAUUCUAUUGAUAAGGUUGUUAAAGCUGCUUGUGAGCCAUCUGUAAAUACUGAACAGUACAUCAAUGAUUUGCAGAACUCAUUUUCUCGGAAAGAGGCUUCCCUCAAAACAGUAAAUAAUGCCUCUAUACCUCCAGCAGAUUUUGAUCUUGGCUACAGUAACUUGGAUGGAGAAAUGUUGGAUUUAAAUGAUAAACAUACGAAUGAUGAAGAAAAUGAUAAAAUAUCUGGUGACAGUUUCACACCAGAAAGCCAGAGAUAUAAAGGAGAUCAGGGGAUAAGCCAUUUGGAGGUGCAACAAACACAGACAGAAAAGUCUGAAGAGGAGACUUUCACCUUGACUGUCCAGAGAAAAUGUCCAGUAGCCACUGAAAGUUAUGGAGAGUCUGAUGAUGAUGAGGUGGUGUGUGUGAAGAAGAGGAAGCAUUUUGCCUUACUUUCAGACAGUGACAGUCAGUCUUCAGAUGAAUAUUCUAAUGAAGAGGAACUGAGUUGCCAGUUGUCCUCCAGCGCAUUGUCAAGUCAGAGUGAAAUUCUAACCACACAGCAACAGCAGGCUCUAGAGGCCGAUUUGGAUCAGCUGAGACAAAAGAUUGCCAGAGAGGAGGCUAAACUUCAUAUGCUUCAGCAUGAUGAUUUACUCACACCUGAUAUCUGCACACAAAGUCUCAAGUCUCUUUCUGAUGGGCAAAGACUUUUGGAGUCAUGUGCUCCUUUGCAGGAUUCUUCCAUGCAACCUGAUGUUGUGCAGGAGCCAAAGGAGUCCGAAGAUGAAAAAGAGGAUGAGAAUGUUGUUGACAGAAAUUUGGUUUGGGAACCUGUACUGUCCCCUCAACCUCAUGCAUCACUUUGUGAGCAAAGUAACGAGAUUGUUGACAGCAAUGAUGAAAGCAAUGAGUUAUUCCCAAGCCCACUGUCACCCAGCCCACCUCCGAUCAUCAAACCUUCACUGGCACGUAAAGACACUGCCAUCCUGUCUCGGUCUAUCUUUGACAUGGAUGUCUCGGAAGUGAGAUCUUUGACAAAAAUGACAAAGUUCAGGCAGUUGGAGUUUGUAUCAGAUAGAGCUGUAGACAUUCCACUAAAGAAGAGUGACGAAGAUAUGUAUGCUGAUAUUCAAGACUCUCAAGAUUCUGAGGUCCUAGUAACCAAAGCCUCCAGAAUAACUCCAGAAUCACAAGCAUCUAUACCUCCUAAAGCUGAAACACUGAAAUGUCAACAUUCUUCACCAAGUUUUCAAGAAACACUUGCAAGUAUACAGAGUGGGCAGACAGUUCAGUUCCUCCCAAAGUCUCCAAGCCCUGUGGAGAUAUUGCCACAUCUUUCUGAUGUCUGUAUCCAGGACAGGAAAAAUACCCCAACCAGUGUAAAAGUGGCUGAUUCACAUUGCUCUGUACUAUCUCUAGAGGGGAAUGAAUGUGAUGAGCUGGAAAGGGAUGAAAACAGCAGCAGCAGUGAUGACAGUUUGCCUGACAGCAAAGAGGAAAAUAAGGGUGAAGAUGAUGUUCAUCAUUGUCAUAGCUUUGAGGAUGAACCAAAAUGGAAACGGAAGAGUAUGGGAUUUGUUGCUUCUGGUCUGACCCCUGAGAAGUUGUCUUUGUUGCGAAAUCUGGCAGAAAAUUAUGAAUGCAAGGUCUAUGCCAAGUUCAAUGACUGUGUCACACAUGUCAUCAUGAAAGCACAUGAUGACCCUGCUAUUCGAAUAUGUGAGCGAACCCUGAAAUAUUUUCAGGGUGUUGCAGGAAGAUGUUGGGUGCUAAGCUUUGCCUGGGUGCAGGAUUGUUUGAGCAAAGGCCAUCUUUUGCCUGAGGCAGAUUACGAGAUAGAAGGAGACACUGUUAAAGGAGAAGCCCACUUUGGUCCCAGAAUAUCCCGCCUUGCAACUAAACCUCUAUUGAAGGGAUUUUCUUUUGCAUGUGUUGGUUCCAGUCCUGACAUGACGAAAAAGGAGAUGAGACAGCUGUUGCAGAUGAGUGGGGCAGAGGUUGUUGAAGACCCAUGGUAUCUGGCAAAACACCCGGCUAAAGACAAACUGGUGCUGCGGUGUAUUGACUCUGAGGCCCAGCCAGUGACACCUGCUGAAACGGAACUUUUCAAUGGUCAGUACAAGCAUAACAAAGUUGUGACAGUUAAACGAGAGUGGCUUCUUGACUCCAUUGGCACACAGCAGUUGCAACCCUUGAAGUUUUACAUCUGCAUCACUGGCAAAAAUCUGAAGCUUCCCUUUUGAGCCCUUUUUUUAGUCAUCAUAACUAUCAUUAUUUCUACCGAUGAUAGUAGAUAAUACAUAAUGUAAAUAAUGUUGCUUAUUAAUUUUCAAAGAUUGCUUUAGUACCAGCAGAUUUUAUGUAAUCUGAAAAUGUUUACAUGGGCUGUUUGGCAACAGAGGUUCUUGCUUUUCUUUUAUUUAUUUAUAAAGUUAUUCAUGCUUAAAAAAAAGGCAAAUUAUUAUUGUAAUUGUGUCAUAAAUUUAACUGCCAUUAAUUCGUUUUGUUUCUGUGUGCCUAAAAUCUAAUGUUGACAUUAUGCUAGCUAAAAGAAUGUUGUAUCCAUAAAAAUGGAUUGCAUGAACUAUUUCAAUACCUAUUUACAACCUUUCUUUCUUUUAGCUGCUGUGCUUUGUAUUUUGGGGUUUUCUUUUUAGGAAGGGGAGAUGGGGAUGAGUAACUUACGAAAAGGGGAGUAUAUAAUAUUUUGGUUUUAUUGGAAUUAUGUAUAUAUGUAAAAAAUAUGCAUUGAUUGUGGUAGUGGAAGUUAUUUCUUACAUUUUGAAUAAAAUAAGCAUUUCAAUGAAAAUAACAUUUUAUCUUGCAUUGUAUCAAAAUGAUCAGUAAUUUUAGUUUCCAUUUAUUAUUGAUUAACGCAGGGCUUAUUGGUUUCACUUUUCAUAGGAUGUAAGUCUUCAUGGGGAUAAUUCCUAAUUUGUGAAAGAACAAAAGAAAAAAUUUACACGGGGAGGUAACAAAGACGAUGGAAUAGGACUAUUGUACCAGUGGUUACUUCCCUUGGUCAACUAGUUCACCACAAGAUUCCGACGGCUCGUUUUAUGAACAUUUUUAAGUAAACAUAUUGUUGACUAAGUUUAGCAGGUUUAUGCUUGAUAGUUUUAUGGAACAUUUACCAUAGUCAAACAUUUGAUAUCCAGUUAAGAAGCCUUUUAAAGGCGUGGAUAUUAAAGUGCUGUUGCAUAAAAUUAUAAAAAAAAAAAAAACCGGAUUGCCCCAAAACAAGCGUCAAAAUAAAUUUUUCAGCAUGCA